Cannabis sativa is the source of this 1995-nucleotide messenger RNA. RefSeq lists its product as uncharacterized. Bases 1 to 1995 code for a protein of 664 amino acids. The transcript has a single exon. The record is from RefSeq and is a predicted model, not a curated record. NCBI's taxonomy places the organism in Eukaryota, Viridiplantae, Streptophyta, Magnoliopsida, Rosales, Cannabaceae.
AUGAUUCUUCAGGUGAUGUGUUGUGUGUCAACCGUUUCUUAUUCCAUCCUUCUCAACGGGAAACCUUUGAAAAGAUUCAAGCCAGGACGUGGAAUGCGACAGGGGGAUCCCAUGUCACCUUAUCUAUUUCUCCUUUGCAAUGAAGUGCUAUCUCGACUUCUUACUCUUGAACAAGACAGAGGUUUACUCCAGGGUAUCAAGGUGGCACGAAAUGUCCCUGUUAUUUCUCAUCUCAUGUUUGCGGACGACACCAUCAUCUUCUCUAGAGCUAAUCUUAGGGAUGUGGAGACUUUGAAUGGAUGCAUCCAAAAAUUUGAAGAUUGGUCGGGACAGUUGUGUAGUAAACAGAAAUCGGGGAUUUUCUUUUCGGGUAAUUGUUCUAACUCGCUUCGGGUGGCCAUUGAAAGUAAGUUGAAUCUGAGUGUGGUUCCGAACUCAAAGAAACACUUGGGUAAUACAUUUAUUUUCGAUCAGAGCAAGAGGAAAGACUUUAACUUUCUCAAAACCAAGUUGGUGGAGAGACUUGAGGGGUGGAAACUAAAGUCGCUUUCUAAGGCUGGUAGAAUGGUGUACAUCAACUCGGUCGCCUUGGCCUUACCGAAUUAUGCUAUGUCUACUUUUAAAAUUCCCCUCUCUUCUUGUCGAGAGCUUGAUGCGGUGGUUCGAAGGUAUUGGUGGAAUGGCUCGCUCGACAACCAGAAUAUGUGGGCUGGCAGGUGGGCUGGCAGGUCGUGGAAUUCUCUCUGCCAACCCAAGAUGAGGGGGGGCUUAGGCUUUCGCCGUUUCGAAGAUAUUAACCAUGCCUUGCUUGCUAAACUUGCUUUGUUUUUGGCCUGCAAAGUAAAUCGACCUUGGUGCAAUAUUCUCAAAGGAAAGUACGUUCCCAGAGAGUCUUUUUGGAGUGUACAAGAAAAGAAUUAUGAUAGUUUUUUGUGGCGAGGCAUCUUGGGAGCUAGGAAUGCAAUUUGUAAGGGGGCUUGUACAGUCCUUAUUUCGGGUGAAGAUGUUGAUGUGUGGUGGCAGCCGUGGAUUCCAUGGUUGGACUAUGAUCAAUUUCGUGAAUUGAUGGAGAGUAUCCGUUCCAAAGCCCCUAGUCUUAGAACUGUGGCCGAUUUGAUGUACAGAAGCACAAGAAAAUUGAAUAUGGGCUAUCUUCGACACCUUUUCGGUUGUGAUAUGGGCAACAAGAUUGGCAUGAUCCAAAUUGAUAUGAAUGCUACUAGUGACUUUCUAAUUUGGAAGGAGUCUCUGGUGGGAAAUUUCAGUGUUAAGGGGGCUUAUUGGAUCGACCAAAAAGAGAGGUUUGGAGAAAAAGAUGAGUUAUGGAGCUGGAUUUGGAACUCUAAGGUUCAUCCACGGAUGAGUUUGAUGUUAUGGAGAGUGUGUUCGAGUGUGUUGCCUACAGGUGAUAAAUUUCUUCCAUUGGAAGCAAACACUUUCCCCAUAUGUCAUAUGGCCGCUGAAUCGGCUAUCCAUCUUUUUGCUAAAUCCAGUUUUGCUACUGCUUUAUGGUUCUCUAGUCCUAUGCCCAUAAGGAUCGACAGGGUGGCGGGUGCCAAUAUGCGGGAGGUCAUCCAUAAUCUAUGCAGUUCUUUUGACUCCUCUCUUCGGCCCAAACUUCUCAACUGCAUUGGGGUGAUUUUGGAUUGCAUUUGGAACACAAGGAAUAAAGUGUACCAUUCAGUGGAUUAUAUGCCUAAUGUGAAUUUGAUCAGAGGGGAAGUUUCCAGCAGAGUGUCUGAAUUAUGCCAGGUUGUUGAGGCCAAUUUGAGUCUGUCGAACAACCAUGAAGGGGAGACCUCGCCGAGGAUAUCCACGAACACUUUUAUCAUGGUGGACGGUUCUUUCAAGGAUGGUACCUACGGGUGUGCUAUGGUGGCCCUGGAUAAAGGUUAUAGGGAGUGGUGGCAAUGCACCUCCUCUGGUGAGGGAGAGUCCGCUCUGGAAGCUGAGAUGCAAGCUAUUCUGGUGAGUCUGCAGUGGGCGUUUCUGUAA